Messenger RNA from Colias croceus (clouded yellow), 2188 nucleotides. Its product is annotated as peptide transporter family 1-like. The record is from RefSeq and is a predicted model, not a curated record. NCBI's taxonomy places the organism in Eukaryota, Metazoa, Arthropoda, Insecta, Lepidoptera, Pieridae. Gene Ontology annotation, biological process: transmembrane transport. Gene Ontology annotation, molecular function: dipeptide transmembrane transporter activity. Gene Ontology annotation, cellular component: membrane. Bases 22 to 2064 code for a protein of 680 amino acids. The transcript has 14 exons.
UGUCGGUGCAGGUGUGUGAUAAUGGAGAAAAUAGAUAAUGUUCAGACACAGGUUAAGGAUCGCUUUCCUAGGAUCGUAUUUUUCAUAAUUCUCACCGAAUUCUGCGAACGCUUCUCAUUUUCUGGCAUGAAAGCAUUCCUUACCUUAUACUUACGAAGUAAGUUGGGUUAUACUGAUGAAGGGGCAACGGAGACUUACCACGUGUUCACUACAUUUGUGUACGUGUUCCCAAUUAUCGGCGGCAUCCUUGCUGAUAACUGGCUCGGAAAGUUCAGGACUAUUCUAUAUUUGAUGUUUAUAUACGCAGCUGGCAAUAUAUUAGUGGCUGUGACAGCGAUUCCAGUGCUCAAUUUACCUGCAAAUACAUACACUCUCCUGGGCCUGUUUAUGAUAACCCUCGGUACGGGGGGCAUAAAGCCAUGCACUACUGCGUUUGGUGGUGAACAAUUGCAAUCGCCUGAACACCAGAAGUAUCUAGCUAUCUACUUCAGUAUCUUAUACUUUGUGUUGUGUGUGGGCAGUGUGAUAGCGAAGAUAGUGUCGCCAAUAUUGAGGUCGGAGGUGCAAUGUUUUGGGGACAAAGACUGCUAUUCACUCGCGUUUGGCGCUCCUGGGUUAGUCGUUCUACUGUCUAUGGUUAUUUUUGUGAGUGCACAGAGCAGAUACGUGAUAAACAAACCCAACGGGACUGUCCUGUUUGAUUUUGUAAAGUGCAUUUUUGCAGGUUUAAAGGCCACACUUAUAAAAGGAAAGAUGAAUAAAAAUGAUCAUUGGUUGGACAGCGUGCAACACAAGUAUGACAAGUCAUUCAUAAGGGAUGUGAAGAAAACGUUAUCUUUACUUAAGCUGUUUACUGUAAUACCGAUGUUUUGGGCUCUGUUAGAUCAGAUGGGUUCCAGAUGGACAUUACAAGCAACAAAGAUGAACGGAUCCCUGGGCUUCAUUACGGUUAAGCCAGAUCAGUUGCAAGUGAUUGCACCCGUUUGCAUUUUAAUUCUUAUCCCUUUGUCACAAAAGUACGUGUAUCCAUAUUUAGAAAAGCGUAAUAUUUUGAAGAAUCCAUUACACAGGCUCACAGUUGGGGGGAUAUUGGCAGGGUUUGCGUUUAUUGCUUCGGCCUUCGUCGAAAUAUAUAUAAAGACAACAUAUCCAGAGUUGCCGCAAGCGGGAUAUUCACAAAUUCGUAUUUUCAAUGGCAACCCUUGUUCUGUUUCAAUUUAUAACGACGAACAAAACAUAAUAUACACGAUUCCUUCUCUUUCACUCUACACAAAUAAGCACAUACCUGCGAGAGAGACAGAGAAUCUGACGUUAACUUUAGGCGGGAAUUGUAUAGAACCGCGAAACGAAACAUUUUGGCUAGAGGAAAAUAAUGCUGUUUCGUUUUAUUUAACUGGUGAUAAAGUGACGAGGCUUAUGGAUAAUGUUGAUAAGAGCAAAUCGGGACUUCCUGUUGUUAGGUUCUUCGUCUCAAAACAGGUAAAUGCGUCAACCAUAUCGCUUUUCAAUGAAAGGAGGAACGAAGUAGAGUGUCUUAUUCAUAGUGGUAUAUCAAAGCGAACUGAGGUUUUUGCGUCGGAGUACUCUUUGAGAGUGAAUUCCGUCUCGAAGGACCUGAGUAUGCUGAGCGGCGGUGUUUAUGCGAUCAUGGUUGGAGAUCAUUAUGAGACUUCCAUAAAUAUCAUAACUGAACCGAAUUCAAUCACUAUGGCCUGGCUGUUACCUCAGUUUAUAAUAAUUUCAGUAGCAGAGGUACUUUUCGCAAUAACCGGGAACGCAUUCUCGUUCAAAGAAUCUCCGGACAGCAUGAAAGCUGUUAUGACGGCGUUUUUCCUGCUCACCGAGGCGUUCGGAAACGUCAUUAUUAUAGUUAUAACAAGGGUUUUUGUUAACUAUACACAGGAAACGCAGUCUUUCAUAUAUUCAGGACUGAUGUUUGCGUCAAUAGCAGUAUUGUACUACAUGUCACGAAGUUAUAAGAUUAAAGAAGAAAAAACGGAAAAGAGUCGGAGUAACAGUGAAGUUUUGUACCAAAGAGUAAAACAAGUGGAAGAUGUAUUAUAAUAUGAUUAAAAUUAUAGAACUGUGAUAUUGUAUAGAAAUAAGUUGGGUAUAGAUAGGUUUAAUGCAAAGUAAAAACAAAGAAAUGUAUUUCAAGAAAGGAAAAUAAAACAAAUUUAUUUAUUAA